This is a messenger RNA of Didymodactylos carnosus, 2331 nucleotides long. Lineage: Eukaryota; Metazoa; Rotifera; Eurotatoria; Philodinida; Philodinidae. The record is from the annotation of a GenBank genome assembly.
AACGCGAACAGAUAAUAAUAUCCUUUCAGUCGAAGCUGCGCUGUAUGACCACUACAACAUAGCCUCUUUAACUUUUUCUAAGAAACUUUCUUUUUUUUUUGGUCUUUCAACCCAGUAAAAGCAGAUUAUAACUUUUCUAUUUUACAGAAUUAUAUAAACUUCGAGAGUUUAAUACACUAAGGUCUUCAUAACCCUUACUGUUUAGUAUCAAUAAAUCCCGUUUUUCACAGGCUCUCAUUUGGUAUAAAAUUCAUCAUCUACUCUAUUUAAAAUGAUGGUGUUACCCUCUUGGAAUAAUAUUUUUUCCAACCGUGUAGAUAAUGUAAAGAUUCGUACUCAACCGUCAGAGAAAUAUAACUAGGAAAAGUCUCUAACUGAUAAAUCACUUUUGAGUCGAAAUCUGGUGGAUUGUAGAUUAUCGACCGUGCUGAUUCCGAAUAUGACCAUGAGAGUUCCCUAUAGCCCAGAUCCGAUCUUCCGGAAAACCAGUUUUCCAGAAACUCUAGAAAAUAACCCAAACCUUUCAUAAUAAUGAAGGAUUGUAGCACGCAAAUUUUUGAUUGAAAUUAAACAUCCCCCAGCUCUACACGGCCUUUCUUUGGAAAGUUAUCGAUUUUAUAGGGAGAGCCCUAAAUGUUCUUUGUCAGCUGAAAGCUACAGAAAUAAGAAGGAAAAAAUUAAUUUAGGGCUCUUCUUAUAAAUUAGAUAACUUUCCAAAGAAAGGUCGUGUAGAGCUGGGAGAGUUUCUGGAAAACUGAUUUUCCAGAAGAUCGGAUCUUCGAAGGGCUAUGGAGAACUCUCAUGAUUAUAUUCGGAAUCAGCAUGGUCGAUAAUCUACAAUCCACUAGAUUUCGACUCAAGAGUGAUUUAUCAGUUAGAACCUUCUCUCGUAAGGCUCAAAUAUCGUCCGUCAUUCUCAGAAAAGUAUAAAAAUUCUAGAACAGUAUCUUUUUCGUGAGGGAUAGGAUUUUUUAAGAAAAAAUCCUCAACGCAAGACAGAAUAUACAAUGAAAAAAUGUUAGACGGUGCAAAAAAGCGUGAUUCAGAACUUCGGCUUCGACUUCCUAGUUUUCUGAUUCUAACUGAACAUCCCAGCGAUAGCGAAGCUUUGUGUCGUCUACUGUUCGAACAUGACUCUAACGUUUGAAUACAUCUCAGUUUCAGUAAAUGAGAGUGUUUUUACUAAUUCGUCGAGGAACCUAUAGCUUCAAUUAUUCAAUCCUAUUCUCAACUAACGUUAACUCCAUGUUUCAGAUAAUGACAUCUUCUCAAACAAAAUCAAUUGCCAAUCCUGAUAGUUCUACAUUAAAACAUCUGUUAGAAAUAAGUGAUCGUUCUCAUUAUGAUAUUCAUUAUAAUGUAUACUUUUCAAAUCAUUUAUCACAUGCUCUUGUUGCCUUACAUAAAUUAGGUGCAACAAAUGAACGUUUAGAAGAAUUUAGACAAUUUUAUAUAAAACAGCUAGAUCCACCAAAGCCAAAAUCAAAAAUCAUUACACAAGAUAAUUGGCACGAAUAUCUCGGAAAACUACACUCUUAUGCUGAAUUAGGAGAUUAUUUUGAUGAUGAAUUAAAACGACUAGGUUCAAAAGAACGUUUAUUGGAAGAAUAUUUACCAAAAUUGGUUGAUGUUAUGUCAGGUGAUGCCACGCAUGGAAUCAUCAAUUUAGGUUACGCUGUUCACUCUCCUUAUGAACAAUCAUUAACGGAGGCAUUAGCUUAUAUGGUCUAUUCGUAUGUAUACCUUGGGCAUCUGGAAGCGCAUGAUGAAAGUGGCGUAACUGACGUUAUUGUUCAUCCUUAUGAUGGUUGUAAUGAAUUUGUUCAGUUAUUAAAAUAUGUUAAUAAAGAUGCAUUAACAAUGCAACAAGGAAUGGAACAAAAAUGUCUCGAAGAACCCUAUUGUCAAUUGCCUGGUACAGUUGCAAAACGUCUAUUUAUAAUACGCGAUACUCAAGAAUACAGUUUAAAACUUCAACAAUAUGCUAGACAAAUAAAAACAAUUGAUAAAGUAAAAGAUGAACAAUUGAUGGAAUUAGCACACGCAUUAUCAGUAGCUGUUCUCUUAGCAUAUGAAGGUACAAUCCCAGAACCAGAUAACUUUUUUAUGCUACAUGGUGUUACAUCAUGUUGGGCAUUUCGUCAAACGUUAAAAUAUUUUACAAAUCCGAAACAAUUGAGAUCAGCUUUAUAUUCAUUUGUUAUGACAAUUGUAGCUGUUUAUUUAACACAGGGUAUACCAGAAUUUAUAUUAAGAGAUGGUUCAUUCCCAUUAUUUAAUAUUGAUAACCAAAGUAGGCAAUAUUGUUUUAUGUCUCGUAAGGAAGCGUGA